Messenger RNA from Penicillium argentinense, 243 nucleotides. Its product is annotated as 60S ribosomal protein eL38. The transcript is spliced from 3 exons. Gene Ontology annotation, biological process: protein-RNA complex assembly; translation. The record is from RefSeq and is a predicted model, not a curated record. Bases 1 to 243 code for a protein of 80 amino acids. NCBI's taxonomy places the organism in Eukaryota, Fungi, Ascomycota, Eurotiomycetes, Eurotiales, Aspergillaceae. Gene Ontology annotation, molecular function: structural constituent of ribosome. Gene Ontology annotation, cellular component: ribosome; cytosolic large ribosomal subunit.
AUGCCUUCCGAAGUCUCCGAUAUCAAGCAGUUCAUCGAGAUCUGCCGCCGCAAGGACGCCUCCUCUGCCCGCAUCAAGCGCAACCGCAAGUCCCAGCAGAUCAAGUUCAAGGUCCGCUGCCACCGCAACCUGUACACCCUGGUCCUCAAGGACUCCGACAAGGCCGACAAGCUCAAGCAGUCCCUGCCUCCCGCUCUGAAGGUCGUCGACGUCUCCAAGGGCGACAAGAAGAAGUCUCUGUAA